Molecule: messenger RNA, 382 nt
Organism: Staurois parvus
Lineage: Eukaryota; Metazoa; Chordata; Amphibia; Anura; Ranidae
Source: the annotation of a GenBank genome assembly
UUAGAGGUGAAAAACAAGAAAAAAAAAUAUUCUGAACCAAUGGACUGCAGACAUAGUACAGGGGAUGACCAGAGACUGCGGACACAGUACAGGAGAUGACCAGAGACUGCAGACAGUACAGGAGAUGACCAGAGACUGCGGACACAGUACAGGAGAUGACCAGAGACUGCAGAAACAGUACAGGAGAUGACCAGAGACUGCGGACACAGUACAGGAGAUGACCAGAGACUGCGGACACAGUACAGGAGAUGACCAGGGACUGCGGACACAGUGCAGGAGAUGGUCAGAGACUGCAGACACAGUACAGGGGAUGACCAGAGACUGCGGACACAGUGCAGGAGAUGACCAGAGACUGCGGACACAGUGCAGGAGAUGACCAGAG